UGACAAAAACAGCUUCGCCUUUCAUAUCUCAGCUCUUCCCCUCAUCGCCUUUCAUUGCUCAUAUGCUCUCUGCCUGGAGCUCACGCCGUUACCGGAUAUUUAGUCGACGGGCAACCGUUUCGCCUCAUUUCGCUUCUUUUUAACCCAUUUCACAAAGCCUGGAAUGACCGCACCAUAUUUUGGAAAGUUUAAAAAAUCUAUAGUAUUUAAAAACUGAAGGCCUGCCUGUUGCUUUUGGGGGUAAUGUAUUCUCGGUUAGUGGCAUGAAACGCAGAGGCGACUCCUCUGGUUUUUACAAAGGAGCGGUGGUUUCCUCAGGUGUCAGCAGCAGGCUGUCCUCCCUCCGGGCACAUCACCGAACACCGAGUGGCGACAACACCCGCUAGUAGCCUUUAAAUCCUCGGGGAAGGAGGAGGGGAAACCCAGCCACCAUGGCGAGCGACGACUGUACGAAAGAUGACUUGCAGGAGGAAAACCGCACAGACUCGGCCAUUGACUCGUACCGCUCCAUAUUGAAGUCGGAGGAGCCGCGGGAGACGAGCCCCGACUUAAGCGAGCCGACGGACAAGUUUUCCACCACGGAGGAGCGCCUGGAUUCAGCCUACGGCUCAUCGUCCCUCACCGUGGAUAGCCUGUCAGAGAUAGUGGAGAGCUUCACGCUUUCCAGCGCCGAAGAGGAGCAAGCAGAGAGUUCUGAGCUCUCUGAACAGGAUGAGAACUUUCUCACAACUAUUACUGAAGAUGGAGACACAAUCCUGCACCUAGCAAUCAUCCAUGAAGAAGAAUUAAUCACUCAACAGUUGAUACAGCUAUUCCCAAAAGAAGUCCUGGACAUCCAAAACAAUUUAUACCAGAGCCCCUUACACCUGGCCACCUACCUGGACCUGACAGAUGUAGUGAAGAGCCUGGUGGAGAAAGGGGCCAGUCUGAAGCUGCAGGACCAGGAUGGUAACACAGCACUCCAUGUGGCCUGCCAGCAUGGACAGACAAAGUGUGCCACCGAGAUGACCCGAGAGGUUUCCCCCAGCAAGCUGGCGCCAAUCGUGGAAACAAAGAACUGGAGAGGUCUCGCCUGUCUUCACUUGGCUGCACUGAACAGGCAACAUCAGAUGAUGAAGCUCUUGAUGAAAAAGGGAGCAGACCUGAAUAUCCAGGAGGGAACCAGUGGCAAAACAGCUCUUCAUCUUGCUGUCGAGCUGCACGACGUCACGUCAGUGAAGUUGCUGCUCAACAGGGGAGCCAACGUGGAUGCUGCCAUGUUUAACGGUUGCACACCCUUGCAUCUGGCAGUGGGGAGGCAGGAUGCCACCAUUGCCAACCUCCUUUUUCAAUCCGGUGCUGACAUAAUGCUGCGAAACAUGGAGGACGAGACGGCGCUGGAUCUGGCAGAUGGCAAUUAUGAUAUUUUGGCUCUAUUUCCAUUUGACGACAUCCAAAUCUCCGGGAGGUCGGUGGUUGGCAUGAACUUUUGAACUGGAUGGUGCAGCUGAAUCGCAGGCUGAACAACCACCUUGAAAUCGUCUGGAGGCUUACUGCAGCUAGAACCUUCGUUAGAAAGCUGUAUUUGAGCUGAAUUUUCAGUAAUUAGUGCAUCUAAUUAUAGUACGUUCUGAUUUAAUCUGUAUUUAUAUAUUAUAUAGACAAAUAUGCGCAAUCUUCCUUCCCUCUGGCAAAGAGUGAUUCUGCUUAUCGACUCUUACUUGAACACAAUACAAAAUUCACUGUUUCCGAGUUGUUGGCUCAAAUAUUCUGCCUUUUCCUGCAUGCAUUUGAAGGGUUAUUAUUUCACAAAAAAAGCCACCUCACUGUGAGUGCCAAACUUUCAAUCAACAUUUACAAUGUCCUUAAAACUCUUAAAAAUCUACCUCUUUGUCACAUCAGCCCAGUUUUAAUGGCAAGAAAUUCAACAUUCAAAUUGCUUCGUUUUACAGUUUAAUCAGUGCUUUCAUGGCUUUUGGAUUGUAACGGAAUUGCAAUUUUUGUCUUGUGUUUAUAUCUCAAAAAAAAAAAAAAGGCGGCUUUCCAUUGCAACCACAGUGAGGCUUUUUGAGGAGCGCAUUUAAAAUGAAUGUACAAUUUACUAAAUGGAAAAUGUAAUCCUAAAUCUUUCUUUCAAAGAGACUUGCAAUCCUAAAAAAAAAGAUAAACUGAUCACAUCCCUGCUUUUUGUUAAGUGAACUACAAGCCCACAUAAAAAUGUAAUAUAUAACACAAAACAUAGCUUAAUCUCUUUGAUUGUUAGGUUUGCUGCUUCGUGUUUUCUCUAUUUAAAUGUUUUGCCUUGAUCUGCAGACUGUUACUGUUGAUGUUGGUGUGGAUUUUCACUGGCUUGUCUGGUUAAUAUAAGCAAUUCUGAGCUCGUCUAUUUUGUAAUAAAAUGAAAAAAAAAAAAAACCUCA
Messenger RNA from Thunnus maccoyii (southern bluefin tuna), 2399 nucleotides. It is a transcript of the gene nfkbie, whose product is annotated as nuclear factor of kappa light polypeptide gene enhancer in B-cells inhibitor, epsilon. Gene Ontology annotation, molecular function: protein binding. The record is from RefSeq and is a predicted model, not a curated record. The transcript has 6 exons. The coding region runs from base 432 to 1472 and encodes 346 amino acids. NCBI's taxonomy places the organism in Eukaryota, Metazoa, Chordata, Actinopteri, Scombriformes, Scombridae.